Molecule: messenger RNA, 456 nt
Organism: Opisthorchis viverrini
Lineage: Eukaryota; Metazoa; Platyhelminthes; Trematoda; Opisthorchiida; Opisthorchiidae
Exons: 2
Source: RefSeq, a predicted model, not a curated record
ACUUUCACCCGUGCUUAUGAUCGACCCCGGCCGGCGCACCAGCUCCUCCACACUCAACUGGCCAGUUGCUCGCGCCAACCACAACUGGGCACCAAGCGCCGGCUGCACACCUUCGACGAAAUGGUCCAACAGCAACUGGUGGCGCGACACUCCAUCCAUCCCCAGCAAAGCGCGAUCCAACAACUGCUGCAUGCCGGCGAAGAACACGGUCGGGUCAGAUCCAGGCGCCUUCCUGGCCGUCUUGAACCGCCUCAUAGCCUCGUGGCGGUCGGCCGGCAUGUCGAACUCCGCAGCGAAGGCUUUCUUCCUCUAUCUGACUAUGAACUUGAAAUUUGAUGCUAUCACGCAAGAUGUUGCCGGAACAAGAGCAGUCUUAUCUUUGUACGUACUACUCAUAGGGUUGCUGAAAAUCCGUCGACAGCCUACGACCGGUUUCGCCCUUUUAGGGGCCAUCAG